AUGGCAUCUAGAAAAAACACACCACCACAAAGCACGAGAAAAAUGUUCGCCACACCAACACCGAGCACAAGAAGGACGCCCAUAGCACGAAGUACGGCACCAUCGACCGCUCGAACACCAUCCUCAUCCAAGGCGAGGACGCCGAUGGAAAGAAGUAUCAUCGCGUCGACGCCCACGCCCAGGACUCCAGGAAAAGAUGUGCUUGACGUGGCUGAGGCGGACGCUAUGGAGAAAGAACGUCUGAAUGUACUCAAACAAAUACAUCGUCGGCUUAAAUGGUCCAGAAGAUUUGGAGUAUGCUGUCGUUUCAUGCUCAUAUUCACACUGGUGUUAUUAUUUUGUGUUUUUAUACUAAGUUCUACACUUUUACUAUUUAUAAGCGUUGAAAGUGGUAAAGAUCAGAGGAUAUGGAAACUUCAUCCACGACCAUUAUCGUACGAAUUUCAAGAAUUCGCUGUAUCAUCCAAUUCUGAGACGUGCAAUGAACUUGGGAGAUCACUUUUCAUCGAAGGACACAGUAUAUUUGGUGUUGCCGCUGGAAUCGCUCGAUGCUUGGCGACCACAGAACCAUAUAAGAACGAUAUUAAUGGAUAUAAUGUUGCUAUUUUCCUAAAUUUUAGUUAUGAGAGAAAUUCCACAAAUUGCCAACAGAGCGUAAAGCGAACAAAAACGUAUGAGAUUAGCGGUGAAAAUACGACCGUCACGGAGGAUUUCUCGUUAGAAGGGGCUUACAGGGCUUUACUAGAAAAAAUGAACCGCAGCGAGAUAGACGUGCUGGACCUAAAAUUAAGUAGAGGUUUACGUACUUAUCCUAUGAGCAAAAGUUUUGCUGAAUAUCUCAGCAUAAUAGGAAGCGAACAGGUGUUACAGGAGGAGUGCAGCAAUACUUUCGAUGAAGAUUUUAAAUCAGCAACAUACGUCGAAGGUGAUAUUAUCCAAGCAUUACCAUGGCCAAAUUUCUCGUCGCUACGAAAUGUAACUUCGACUAUGUCCACUUCGAGUAGCGAGGAAAUCAACACACAGGAAAACUUCACUACAUACUCAAUUGAAGAAGAUAUCAUAUGGAUGGAUAUACCAGUCAUUAAACUUGCAACCAAUCAGAGCGUAUGUAGACCUAACAUUAGUGGAAAUACCCCAAAUGUUAUAGAUCUUUUCACGGGCAAAGAAGGAUCGUCAUUGCUAAAAUCAUCUAAUAUUGGUCGUGUCACGGGUUCUGAGAUGUCAACUACAACAUUCUAUUUUCAAGCAUACAGUCGAAUAUGGUCUUUUCUAAAAGAUCAUUCUUUUAAAACAACAAAAAAGAAGAUGGAUGGGAUUCGUAAGAAAAAAAACCCUCCAUAUUCGGGGAAUUUCUUCACUGUUUUGGAUAAAAGAAAUCAAUUGGCAAUUGCAUACAGUGGAAUUCCUGGUUUAAGCUCCGUCAGUUCGACAAGCUCACAACAGAUUAGGAUCGAUAUGGAUCAAGUCACACUUCAACCGCUUAUACUUUUCGACAAUGAGAUCAAAUUGGUGCUGGCUGGUCCUGGAGGUGACAUGACACAAUCGUUAGAAAUUCCUCGAAUCAUUCAUACACUUCUAUACUAUUUUGCACAUGGAACGUCCUUCAUAAGAGCCAUAACUACACCAACUUUAUUCCCGCAUUCAUAUAACUUAAUCUACUACAAUGACGGCGUACCGCAGAGUAUAGUCAACGCGUUUGGCCGAUUUGAACAAAAUGUUGGUAGAUAUGUGAGGAAGCUUAAAAAGAUUGGUCCACUAUCUAUGAAAGACACAUUAUCGGGUAUUGAAGUUCGUAAUGCAAGUGCGAUUCCCAUUUUGUUCAACCUAGAUGGGACCUCUAUUGUUACCAAUGGAUUAUGA
Necator americanus (New World hookworm) is the source of this 1860-nucleotide messenger RNA. RefSeq lists its product as uncharacterized. The transcript is spliced from 16 exons. The record is from RefSeq and is a predicted model, not a curated record. Bases 1 to 1860 code for a protein of 619 amino acids. Lineage: Eukaryota; Metazoa; Nematoda; Chromadorea; Rhabditida; Ancylostomatidae.